AUGGGGUUUGUGCGGCAGACAUGGGCGCUGACGGCGAAGAACCUCCGCAUUAUCGCAUGGCGGCAGCUGGGCCCGACGUCGUUUACGGCGCUCACGGUGCCCAUCGCGCUCGCUCUGCUGCUCAGCUUCACGCCGCGCUUCGCAGCGUCUCCUUCAACCUUUGGCAUCGCCACUCCAACCCCCAUCCGCACUCUUGGCGACGCCCUUGAUGCUGCGGCCGCCGCCAGUGGCACUCGUGGCUCCGUUGUCUUUGCAAACAGCAACCACUCGGGUGGCCUUAUAGAUCUCGUGAUUGACCAAGUUGCAGCUCAGGUGGAAGAUGUCGGCAGCCAGGUCGUCAGGGUCUCUGACGCUGCGGAGCUGCGAGACGUCUGCCGUGCUUCGAACCGUGGAGUCACGGCGUGCUUUGCCGCUGUUGUCUUCAACACGUCGCCGGAAGAGGGCGGCGACAGUCUGUGGAACUACACCUUGCGGGGAGAUAACUACCUUGGUGGUCGCAUCGACGUCACCAAGAACGACAACAAUGCACAAAUCUACACUCUCCCGCUUCAAAAAGCGAUCGACUCGGCUAUCGUUAAGCUGAGCGGUCCCAAUGGCGCGUCCGAGUUGCCCGCGGCCACUAACGAGUACGCCUUCACUGCCCUCACGCAGGAUGAGCAGUCCGAGGCGUCUCGCGAGGCCUUCCAGUCGUCAGUGAUUAGCUACAUGGCCGUGGCGCUCAUGACGGUAUUUGUUGGUGCCUGCUAUCAUGUCGCCGCCUUUGUGUCUACCGAGAGGGAGAUUGGCAUGUCGCAACUACUGGAGGCCACGAUGCCAGUGACGCGACACUGGGAGGCGCAAGCGGCACGGUUCAUAUCCUACCACCUUGCUUUCACCUUGGUGUAUCUCCCCGGCUGGGUCAUCAGCUCCAUUCUCCUAGGCCGCGCCAUAUUCCCGAGCUCCAACGUCGGCGUGGUGCUCAUCUACUUCAUUCUUUUUGGCAUAGCGCUCAUCUCCAUGUCGAUCCUGGGCGCGACCUUUUUCCGCAAAUCGCAGCUGUCGGGACUGAGUCUUCUUCUGUACACGGUCCUUGCCAUCAUUGCUCAGACGAUUCCAGCUCCAGGAACAGCCGGCACAGCCAUCCUGUCGAUUCUCUUUGCCCCUUGCAACUUUGUGUACUUCAUCACCUGGGUGGCCCGGUGGGAGCGAGUGUCCUCCAGGCUCGACCUGACGCGUGCCAGCCCAGAUAGCCCCUCGGCGCUGCCUGGUAUUGUGCUAUGGGUCUUCCUGCUUGUGCAGAUCCCCUUGUAUCCCCUCAUCGGAGCGUUCGUCGAGAGAUCGAUACACGGGAGCGCAGCGAAAGGUCGCAACACAAUCAGGCGACAUGACCCAGGUGCCGACUACUCGGGUGGAGCUGCCCACGGCACUCCUGCUGUCCAAAUCACCAACUUUACCAAGGUCUAUCAGCCGGGCCCGCUACGCAAGUUGCUCAGCUGGAUGGUGCCGGCGCCGCAGCCAGUUGUCGCCGUGGCCAGGCUCAACCUGCGAGCAGAGCGCGGGCAGAUCCUCGCCCUGCUCGGCACCAACGGCUCGGGCAAGAGCACGACGCUCGACACCAUCUCCGGCAUGAACAGCCCGACAAAGGGAAGUGUCGAGGUAGACAUCACGGGCGGCAUCGGCAUCACACCGCAGAAGGACGUUCUGUGGGACGACCUCAGCGUCUUCGAGCACGUGCAAAUCUUCCUGCAGCUCAAGGCUCCCCAGAGAGUGGCCACAACCGCCGAGGUCGAGGAGCUGGUGGCUAAGGUCGACCUCGCCGCCAAGAGCAAAUCCCAGUCCAAGACGUUGUCGGGCGGGCAGAAGCGCAAGCUGCAGCUGGCAAUGAUGCUCGCGGGCGGCAGCGCCGUGUGCUGUGUCGACGAAGUCUCGUCUGCCCUGGACCCCCUCUCCCGCCGUAAGGUCUGGGACAUCCUGCUCGCCGAGAGGGGCCAGCGGACAAUCAUCAUGACGACACACUUCCUCGACGAGGCUGACGUCCUCGCGGAUCGCAUUGCGGUAUUAUCCAAGGGCAGGCUGAGAGCUGAAGGGUUCUCUGCGGAGCUCAAGGACAAGCAUGGAACCGGGCACAAGAUCAGCGUGCCACGCUCAGCUGGCAACUUCGGCCAAACUUCACCACCGUCUGUCCGCGGCGUGGAUUUACAGGUCUCGGAACAGGGGCUCGUGUACACUGCAACGUCGACGGCCGCUCUCGCCAGGGUGAUCCGGACGCUCGAGGAUGCGGGAUGCCAUGACUAUGAGUACUCGGGCCCGACCCUGGAGAGCGUGUUCUUGAAGCUUGCAGACGAGUUCCGCAGGGAGGGCAGAUCUCAAGCCUCUGCAACGAGACACUCACCGAGGUCGGGGCGUGCGGAAGAAGUGGCAGAAGACUUUGAUGUCAGCAGCAGCCUCGAGUUUCUCUCUGGCCGCCCGGUGGGUGUCAGCCGGCAGACUCUGAUCCUGCUCCGGAAGCGGUGCACCAUCUUCAAGUCCAACUGGCUGCCCUAUCUCGCGGCUCUGGCGAUUCCCCUGGUUGUUGCGGGCAUCAUCACGCUCUUCAUCCGGGACAACGCUCCACCGACUUGCACGCCUGCCGAUGCCAGCACUCUGCCUGGUCCGAUCUCACUCUCCACAUAUCUGUCUAACGAUGCCUCCAUGGUAGUAGGCCCUGAGUCGGCUUACAACGAUUCGGAACUUUCAGAGCUGUUCACUCCACUGGUUUCCACGGGGUCGCAGCAGGCACUGGUCGACAGCAUCCGCCCAGCUGGGUCCAUUGGGAACUUCAACAGUCUUGUUUCUGGAGAGCGCAAGCUCGUCCGCCCGGCUGGGUGGUGGCUCGGCGAUGCGGCCUCUACUGUGCCCACGCUGGCCUACCUCGCCGGCGCGGGCGACGUGUCGACCAGUGUCAUUGGCCAGAAUGCCUUGAACGUGAUGCUUAGCAACGUGAGCAUUGCGACCUCGUAUGCCCCCUUCGAGACACCCUCGGGCACGAGCCCGGGCACCGCGCUCCAGCUCAUGGUCUACCUCAGUCUUGCGCUCGCCGUGUCGACCGCCUUCUUUGGACUGUACCCUAACCUUGAGCGGCGCCAGCAGAUCCGCAGUCUGCAGUACUCCAACGGGGUCCUUCCUGUGGCACUGUGGACCUCGCAUGUCGUGUUUGACUUUGCCAUUGUCGUCGUCGUGGCCGCCGUCAUCACGUGCUCGUUCGUCGGGACCACGAGUGCCUGGUACCACAUUGGUUACCUGUUCCCCGUGCUAAUGCUGUACGGCCUGGCCUCGAUCCUGUUGGCUUAUGUCUUGUCUCUCUUUAUCAGCUCGCAGGCUUCGACCUUUGGCUGGGCUUCGGGUGCCCAGGGGUUUGGGGCUCUCAUGUACUUCAUCGUGUACAACCUCGUGACCAACUUCACGUCGCCCAGCCGGGUCGAGAGCACCGUGCUCGUGGUACACUUUGUUAUUUCGCUCUUCGCGCCCACAGGGUCCAUUAUGCGGGCCAUGAUGAUCGCCCUCAAUGUCAAUAUGGUCUCGUGUACCAACGGACAGCUGGCGAGUAACCCGGCUGCACUGACGCUGUACGGCGGGCCCAUUGUUGUUCUUGUCCUUCAGUGUAUCCUGCUCUACUCUGUGCUUCUCUGGCACGAUGCUGGUGUAGGAGCUGGGGCGUCUACCUGGCCGGGCUCUCGCAAGGCGAACAACAACAAGCAGUCGCGCCAAGAGAAGAAGUCCCAGGUUGCCGGAGACCCGACGGGAGACUGCAGGUCGUCCGUUUCCGAAGGCGAUACGGUUGCCAGUGACGUUGCCACGGCUGCCGCUGCCGAAGGUCUCCGGGUGGUGCACCUGAGCAAGGAGUUCACCAAGGGCAAGAAGGUGGUCGACGACGUGACUUUCGGCGUGUCCCACGACGAGACUCUGGCCCUCCUCGGCCCCAACGGUGCCGGCAAGUCCGUCACCAUUGCCAUGGUCCGCGGCGAUGUCCGGCCUACCAAGAACAAGACCAAGCAGUUCACGGGGGACGUCGAGAUCGAGGGCGCCUCAAUCACGACCCAGCUCGCAGCCGCGCGGAGCCACCUGGGCGUGUGCCCGCAGGUAGACGCCCUGGAUCUCAUGACCGUGGCCGAGCACCUACGCUUCUACGCCCGCAUCCGCGGCGUGUCCGAUAUCGAGCGCAGCACUCUCGCCGUCCUGCACGCCGUCGGGCUCUCUUCUCUGGCCUCCCGCCCGGCUCACGCCCUCUCUGGCGGUGGCAAGCGCAAGCUGUCCCUGGGUAUCGCCCUCAUGGGCAACUCGACCGUCCUCGUGCUCGACGAACCUUCCGCGAGCCUCGACGCCGCCGCCAAGCGCGACGUCUGGCGCACCCUCAAGGCCGUGUCCCCUGGCCGCGCGGUGCUCCUGACCACGCACAGCAUGGAAGAAGCCGGUGCCCUGGCGUCCCGCGUGGCAAUCCUGGCCAGGCACAUGCUCGCCGUCGGUACCCCUGAAUCGCUUCGCCGGCGGUUCAGCAACACCCUGCACGUGCAUCUCGUGUGUCGCGGGGCGCCGCACUCGCGGCCCGAGGAGAUGAGCCGUGUCCGGGAGUGGGUCAGCGCGCAGUACGGUGCUGCGGCGGAGAUUGACGGCCAUGAUUACCACGGCCAGCCACGCUUCUCGGUGUCGACGGAUGCCGUGCUGGCAGGAGGUGGCGCCGAGGCGAGGCGCCGAGGCGGACGCAGCAUGGGCAGCGCCAUCGGCCAGCUCAUUGUCGAUAUCGAGCUGGCUAGAGAGCAACUUGGCGUGGUGCACUUUGCCGUCAGCCACGUCACUCUCGACCAGGUGUUCCUCAACAUUGUCGGCCAGCACAAUGUGCAGGAGGAGAAUUCCGAAGUGGCAGGGGAAGGCAAGGAGAAGAAGGACAAGUCUGGUUUCUGGAGCUUUGGCAGGUCUUGAAGAGGUGGUGCCAGGAUCGGUAGUUGCAGAGAAGCUACUUCUCGCGAGUUUGGUUAACCUUUUGUUUGCGUGGUCCGUGUGGUUGAGCAGGCUGCUCGCGGACAUACCAGGCUCUUUUAUCUAGUACUCGAG
Microdochium trichocladiopsis is the source of this 5067-nucleotide messenger RNA. Its product is annotated as P-loop containing nucleoside triphosphate hydrolase protein. Gene Ontology annotation, biological process: lipid transport; transmembrane transport. The record is from RefSeq and is a predicted model, not a curated record. Gene Ontology annotation, molecular function: ABC-type transporter activity; ATP binding; lipid carrier activity. Bases 1 to 4935 code for a protein of 1644 amino acids. The transcript is spliced from 2 exons. Gene Ontology annotation, cellular component: intracellular membrane-bounded organelle; membrane. Lineage: Eukaryota; Fungi; Ascomycota; Sordariomycetes; Xylariales; Microdochiaceae.